AUGCCCGUUCCCAUGACGGGCGCCGCUGGAGCCAUGGCCCCCCCCGCGCACAUGGCCAUCGACCGCCCGCCUGCUCCCGACGAGAUCCCCGAGAGGUUCAAGUUUCCCCGCCAGGACAUGAGAUGGGAGCCUCCCACCUUUGUCAAAGACUUGCCUCUGGCGGAGAAGAACUUUUGCACAAAGGUCACCGACAUCAUCUGCCAGGCUGUUGGUCUCGAGUUUUUUGACCGUCUUGCCUGCGCCUGGGCCAUCAUCCACCACAUGAUCGACGUCAGCUAUGAGAAGCUGGUCUCGAAACUGCUCAUCGAACUAGCCGCCUCGCUCGAUCUCACCUAUGAUGACGGCAUCCAUCAUCGACUUGCCGAGUUGAUGAAGGAGAUCCGUACGCCGCGCUACGUUGAGCUCCAGUCCAACGGCGAGCCGCCCGUGCAGGAAAUGCUCGGAUCGCAGGUGGAGCUCAUCGACUUGGCCGGGAUCAUGGCUGUCAACAUUCACGUCAUGAGCAGCACCAUCCGGUCGGGCCCGAGCCUGCUCUGCGCCUCAGUGUCCACCAGCUCGAACGCGCUCUGGCUCAAGAAAAGUCGUUCCCGCCGCGCUGAGUGCCGGUACUACAUGGAUCAGCUGACCAACGAGAAGACUCGGACCAUCAAGGACAAUCCCGUUUACCGCCACCACAACGCGGUCACCGAGCUCAUCGCCGGCGCCGGAUGGGACGUGGAUCCGCACCUGAACGCCGAAGGCCUGGAGAACAACCUGAUCAAGCUUGUGAGCCUGACAGGCCACUACAAGACCAUGAUUCUCGACCAGCAGCACCGCGCAACCGUCAAGAGUGCCGAGCGAGCCAAACGGCACGAGAGCUGGCAGCAGCAAAUCGGCGGCGCCAUCACCCAUCCCACGGCGUCGACGGCCAGCGCGCUCUCGGGCCCCAGGGCGCGGAAUCCUCUCGACAACCUGACGGCGCUCAAGAUGCAGCAGGACAUAGCCGAGGACAGGGUCAUGCUCUACAACGACCUGUUCAAACGCCAUGAAUUCCUGUGCCAGCGCGACCAGCAUACAGCCCUCAUCCUGCUGCGCCUUCCCCAGGUGCUCCAGAUCAGCGGCCGCACCUUUUCGCUGAGCGCCCUCUUGGAGGGCAUCCCGAAGCGGGAAGACCUGCCGGCCUGCACCCUCGGCAUGGGCUGCACGCUGGGACAGACGCACUGCGAGAUGCAAUUCCGAGCUCUUCCAGCCCAGCUCAGCAACCCCAUCGACGCCCACCUCAACCCAGCUGCUGGUGUCUUUGUUCCAGGCUCGGGAGCUGUGCGUGGUGCUGAUGCUGAUGCCGGUGUUGCUGGUUCGAAUGCGGAUGCUGCCAACAGUGGCACGGGUCCUGCCUCUGCGUCGACCAAGCGCCAGCACCCUGGAGAUUCUGAGCAGGACCAGGAACCGAAUCAGAGGGUUCGGCUCGCCAAGGAGUGA
Molecule: messenger RNA, 1458 nt
Organism: Verticillium alfalfae VaMs.102
Lineage: Eukaryota; Fungi; Ascomycota; Sordariomycetes; Glomerellales; Plectosphaerellaceae
Exons: 4
Coding region: 1-1458 (485 amino acids)
Source: RefSeq, a predicted model, not a curated record